CUCUGAUGGAAUUUCUCCUCUCGCUGUGGUCGAUCGACCUGCAGCGGCCACCUGAUGCCUCGAGGCGCGGCGGCGCGGCGUGCCUGGGGACGGACCCGGCUCCCAAGCUGGCCUCAGGCCUAUCGUCUGUCCGUCUGUGCUCCGCUCUGGUCGUGAGAAGAACGAGUCAGGCCACAUCAAGUGCCUGACAUCUCUCGACUUGGUGAUGUGAUCAGCACCACCCUCGAGAGGCUGGCGACCCAAUCCUCUCCUCUUCACAUCUCAUCUUGGCGGACAUACAGCGAUCGGCAACGUCGCAAGCGCCUCUUUGCCCCACACCCAUCGACAUGGAAGGCAAGGACAACGCCUCGUUGGCGUCGCUACCAUCACGGCGAAACAUCGUGCGGCGGAUCGACAUUCUCCUGCUUCCUCUGCUCACAAUUUGCUACGGCCUUCAAUUCUACGACAAGGCCGUCCUAGGUUCAGCUACCAUCUUUGGCAUCCUCGAUGACCUCGAGCUUGCAACUGUCAGUGGUGGCAAGAGGGAUCUCAGCAGGUAUAGUGCUGCGACUGCUGCCUUUUACUAUGGCUAUGUUGGAGCGGUGAUUCCAGCGUCCUUUCUCGCCCAGCGACUACGCCCCAACUACUUCCUGGGCGGAGCCAUCUUUCUCUGGGGAUUCAUCGUCCUCCUCACCCCCGCCAUCGCAUCGUGGCAAGGCCUAAUAGCGCAGCGCGUCUUCCUAGGCGCCGUCGAGUCUACCGUCAGUCCUGGAUUCCUCCUGGUGACGCGGCGCUUCUGGACGAGGCAGGAGAUGCCUAUGCGAGUCGGAGUGUGGUACUCUGCCACUGGAUUGUUCAGUGUCUUUAGUGGGCUGGUCAAUUAUGGACUGGGCACGAGGAGUCAUCCAGGAAUUGCCACUUGGAAGACCCUCUUCCUAGUCCCCGGCUUCCUCACUGUCUUCUUUGGAGCCGUCGUGCUACUCUUCUUGCCUCCUGAGCCGGCGAGGGAUGCAGUCAUCAAAGUGCCCGGGUACAACACCUUUUCGCCCGCCGAGAGAGAGGCAAUGCUGCGGGCUACACGUCUUGAAGCGCUGGGUCGCGAGUCGGACAAAUGGGAGUGGAGCCAAGUGUUGGAGGCAUUGUGCGACUACAAGGUGUGGAUCUACUUCCUCCUCGCAACGGCAAUCUACGUCUGCAACGGCGGCGUAACCGUCUUUGGUCCUUUGCUCAUCAAGUCGUUUGGCUACUCGUCCACCAGAGCGAUCCUGCUUCAGACGCCCGGUGGCGCCGUCACCGUCGUGGCCAUCCUCCUCGCCUGCUGGAUGUCACUGCGAUUCCGCAACGCCCGCCUGCUCAUUCUUGCCCUCAGCUGCUUGCCCGUCAUCUUGGGAGCGGCACUGAUCUGGGCUCCCUCUGUCAAUUGGCAGAAGCAUCAGGCUAUGCCGCUCAUCGGCUAUUACCUCCUCCCUGCCUUUGGAGCGCCCUACGUUAUGCUUCUCUCCUCUCUCGCAGCGAAUGUAGCGGGCACAACCAAGGCGUCAUUCGCCGCUGGGGCGGUAUUCGUGGGCUACAACGUAGGCAACAUCGCCUCGGCGUACAUCCUGCUACCCUCUGAGGCCAGCGUGCACUACGCUACGACUUGGAAGAUUAUCAUCUCGAUGAUGUGCGCAUCGAUUGGGCUUGCGGGAAUAUUGGCCGGCGCGAUGACGUGGGAGAAUAGGAGGAGAGACAAGAGGGCUGAACGGGACGGUAGCAGCGUGCCCCCUACGCCUGUAGAGGGCCAGCAGGAGAAGAAGUUGGACUCCGAUGCUGGCCUGAACAAAGAUGUCGAGGCGACGUCUUCUGACGCUGCUGCUGCGGUUGAGCAGAGGGACCUGACCGACUGGCAGAACAAGGCUUUCCGCUAUGUGUUGUAGGGGAGCGAGCUCGGCCGUGGUAGAUGGAUUCACAGGCAGCACGUGUUCUAGAUCCAUCGCAGUGAUGCAAUCAACCUUGUCUCGAUGUG
Molecule: messenger RNA, 1984 nt
Organism: Jaminaea rosea
Lineage: Eukaryota; Fungi; Basidiomycota; Exobasidiomycetes; Microstromatales
Product: MFS general substrate transporter
Exons: 2
Coding region: 327-1895 (522 amino acids)
Biological process (GO): transmembrane transport
Cellular component (GO): membrane
Molecular function (GO): transmembrane transporter activity
Source: RefSeq, a predicted model, not a curated record